This is a messenger RNA of Necator americanus (New World hookworm), 1398 nucleotides long. RefSeq lists its product as uncharacterized. Lineage: Eukaryota; Metazoa; Nematoda; Chromadorea; Rhabditida; Ancylostomatidae. Gene Ontology annotation, molecular function: transmembrane transporter activity. The record is from RefSeq and is a predicted model, not a curated record. Gene Ontology annotation, biological process: transmembrane transport. The coding region runs from base 1 to 1398 and encodes 465 amino acids. The transcript has 14 exons.
AUGAUACCUGAAUCUCCCUCAAGUAUCGAGGAAUAUCCGUCGCAGCCCCAGCGAAGCGACCUGGACAACGAGGAAAUCGUGGAUGUAAACGAGACACAACCACUCCUACAGAACUCGGAAGUAGAAAAAGAGAAGAGCACCUUCGCCUCGUUUACCGCUCGAGAAUGGGGAACUCUGGUGAUGCUCGCUUCAGCAAACUUAUGGUCGAUCGUUGCUUUCAGUUGUAUAGCGCCUUUCUAUCCAAUGGAGGCGAAGAAAAAAGGAUUAUCCGACUUUGAAAUUGGUCUCACUUUUGGAAUUUUUGAACUAAUAAUUUUUCUCGCAUCACCGAUUGCGGGUAAAUUGAUGCCUCGUUUUGGUCCAAAAAACCUCUUCACGAUUGGUCUCACGUCCACGGGUACAAUAGCAAUAUUGUUUGGAUUUAUUGAUCUGAUUCCAACAAGAAGAGAGUUUUUUGUUGCCAGUUUAAUUAUUCGAAUAUUAGAAGGAAUUGGAGAGGCAGCAUUUGUUACAUCAAGUUUCACUAUUAAUGCGAAUUGUUUUCCAGGAAUGCUAUCCACAAUCCUUGGGAUUCUUCAAACAUGUGGUGGUAUUGGAUUCUCGUUAGGACCAUUUCUCGGUGGAAUCCUGUAUGAUAUCGGAGGAUUUCGUCUACCAUUCUAUUCGCUUGGAAUAGCUAUGCUUUUAAUGGCGUUCCUUAGCAGAUUUCUUAUUCCUAAGGAUCAGGGAGAAAAAAGUCCAGAAACACAUGGUACCACCGGAUACCGAAAUCUCCUACGUAUUCCUACAGUAUGGUUGAUGAUGCUUGCCCUAUUCAACGUAGCAAUUUCAACAUCGUUCGUGAAUCCAGCAAUGGCAGGUCAUUUGGAAUCGUUUCAUCUAAGCGCACCAGUUAUUGGAUUACUAUUCCUACUGAGCGGAGUAUUUUACAGUGUAACAGCUCCGCUUAACGGUAUGUUAGUGGAUCGAUAUAAGUAUCAACUCGGCGGAAUGGUGAUCGCUCCGGUGGCGAUCAUAAUAUCCCUGUCAUUGAACGGUCCGUCACCGCUUUUACCCCUUACAAAAAGUUUACCACUUAUUAUCGUGGCGCAAAUUAUAUUUGGUUCUGGUCUUUCAACACUUCAAAUACCCACUUAUCGAAAUACGCUUGAAGCUGCGGAGAAAGCCGGUUUUCAGGAUGGAACUGCCACUUAUGGUCUGGUCUCUGGCCUUUUUGAAGCUGUUUUUUCUUUCGGAGCUUUUCUUGGACCAACAGUCGGUGGACUCAUUCAGCAGCAUUAUGGAUUCGCAUGGACAAUCACCGUUAUUGCCGCAUUUCAUUUAUGUUUCCUGAUGAUCUUCUCAAUAUUCUACGCAUAUAAGAAAUGCAAACGGAAAGCGGACGAGAGUUGUGCAUGA